AUGACUGAUAUUAAACAUAGUCAAGAGAUUAACUGGAAAAACGAAACUUAUUCACAAUAUCAUUAUCAUUCAAUGGAUACAGAUCAUCCUCGUCAAUCAAGUGAAAGUCCCGAUAAAGAAAUUCCAGCGGCAGUCGGACUAGAAAAUCUUGAAAAAGAAGAAACUGAUAGUUUAAGUGGUGGCAGCGAUGAGGAAAAUCACAAACGAAAACAACGGCGUUACAGAACAACAUUUACUUCAUUUCAAUUAGAAGAAUUAGAAAAAGCAUUUCAACGGACACAUUAUCCAGACGUUUUCAUGAGAGAAGAGUUAGCGAUGCGUAUCGAUCUAACUGAAGCGCGCGUUCAAGUAUGGUUUCAAAAUCGACGUGCUAAAUGGCGUAAACGUGAAAAAAUGACUCCAUCAACAACAUUACCAACAAACAUGCCUCCAUUAUUUACACCUCCAACAAGUCUUCUAACUCGUCUUAGUUCAUUUUCUCAAGCAGAAGUUUUAUCUUCAUAUUCGUCACUUACAUCCUCAUUUCUUAAUGCAACAGCAACAUGUUUACCAAUGUUCUCGCCUAUCACACCAUUCUGGUCGUCAACAAAUCAGUUCGGCAUUAAUUUUCUUCAACAAUUAGCACAAUUAGCAUCGAUAUCAUGUGAAAAUAGCAAAGAUCAAAAUACUGAUAAGAACAGUAAUGAUGCAAAUUUUGAAAAGGAAGAAAAUCUUCGAAUUAAUAGCUUGGCUACAUUACGUCUUAAAGCACUUGAACAUGCAAAUAAAGAAUCGGAAUUAUCAUCGUCGACAAUUAGCUUUUAA
This is a messenger RNA of Rotaria socialis, 804 nucleotides long. The record is from the annotation of a GenBank genome assembly. Lineage: Eukaryota; Metazoa; Rotifera; Eurotatoria; Philodinida; Philodinidae.